AGGGAGGAGGGUGAAAAAGGUAAAAAGAAGCAAACCCAUUGAUUUGCUUUGUUUUUGUGUGUUGUGUUAGUUUGUUUGUUUUGGAUGUGAAGGCAUUAAAAGAGAAAUAUCAUUCUGAAUGCUUCUCCCUCCAUAUCAUCAUAUCCUUCUCUUCUGUCACAUUCCAAUGCUGAAACUCGCAACCCCCAUUGGCACCGACCCAGUUCAAUUCCCGAGAAGCGAUUGAAGAAAAAAGCGCAAAGUUAGGAUCUUUGGAUCGAAAGAGAAGGAAGAGGGAAAAUGGGUGCCUACAGAGCGGACGAUGAUUACGACUACUUGUUCAAGGUUGUCUUGAUCGGUGACUCCGGCGUCGGAAAAUCCAAUCUCUUGUCUCGAUUCACCAAAAACGAAUUCAGCUUGGAAUCUAAAUCCACCAUUGGCGUUGAAUUCGCCACUCGCAGCAUCCACGUCGAUGAUAAGAUCGUAAAGGCGCAAAUUUGGGACACUGCAGGCCAAGAGAGAUAUCGUGCAAUCACAAGUGCAUACUAUCGAGGUGCUGUUGGUGCAUUGCUUGUGUAUGAUGUUACCAGACACGUGACAUUUGAAAACGUGGAGAGAUGGUUAAAGGAGCUUCGUGAUCACACAGAUGCCAACAUUGUAAUUAUGUUCGUGGGGAACAAGGCAGACCUCCGCCACCUGAGGGCGGUGUCCACCGACGACGCGAAGGCGUUCGCCGAGAGAGAAAACACAUUUUUCAUGGAAACAUCUGCUCUGGAGUCCUUGAAUGUUGACAAUGCCUUCACAGAAGUGCUCACUCAGAUAUACCGUGUUGUUAGUAGGAAGACUCUUGAGAUUGGAGAUGACCCUGCAGCCCUUCCCAAGGGUCAGACCAUCAAUGUUGGAGGCAAGGAUGAUGUCUCAGCUGUUAAGAAGGCUGGAUGCUGCUCUGCAUAGUUUCACAACGUAUCUAUAGAUGUGCAUGGAUUCAACCAAUUCUCAACAUCUUUUAAUACCUACACUUGCCUUUUUAUGUAACUUUUCCCACAUGCCUUGCCAAGUUUAUUGUUUUCUCAUUUUUUUUUUUCUGUAAUAGGAAUGGUGUCAUGUUGCCCUUAGAUAUACAAAUUUUACUGUUUGUAUUUGAAUGAAAGUGAUAUCUGGUUAUUAGAUUGAUCAUAAGUUACAAUCUCA
Messenger RNA from Cajanus cajan (pigeon pea), 1170 nucleotides. RefSeq names its product ras-related protein RABA1f. Gene Ontology annotation, molecular function: GTPase activity; GTP binding. The record is from RefSeq and is a predicted model, not a curated record. Lineage: Eukaryota; Viridiplantae; Streptophyta; Magnoliopsida; Fabales; Fabaceae.